Molecule: messenger RNA, 690 nt
Organism: Trypanosoma theileri
Lineage: Eukaryota; Euglenozoa; Kinetoplastea; Trypanosomatida; Trypanosomatidae
Product: putative cytochrome c oxidase assembly protein
Exons: 1
Coding region: 1-690 (229 amino acids)
Cellular component (GO): mitochondrial inner membrane
Molecular function (GO): copper ion binding
Source: RefSeq, a predicted model, not a curated record
AUGCUGCGUCGCUCGUGGGCUUUCCGUUGUGCCGCUAAUGGAGCUGGUGAAGGGCGACGUAAGAUUCGUAUAGAGAAUGGUUUUGAACGCGAGAAUCGCAAAAACUAUGAAGAACGUGGUCAAUUCUUUUCUGCCUUCACAAGUGUUUCCAUUCUUUCCCUUGGAUGUACAUUUCUCUUUGUUCCUUUGUAUCGAAUGUACUGCGCCCCUACUGGCCGCGGUGCGGACCCGAAGUUUUACACCCCGCAGGCUCAACGCCAGCGUGAGGAGAUGGAUAAGUCGUACCCAGUUCCAAAGAAACUGCUGAAGGUGCGUUUCCUAAGUGAUGUUGGUAAUACCAUGCCUAUUGCGUUUGUCCCUCUGCAGAAGGAAGUGGAGGUGCUUAUUGGUGAACCGGCGUUGGCGUUCUACUCAGCGUAUAAUCGCAGUAACCGUACAUUGCUUGGAGUAUCGUCCUACACCAUUGCACCUCCAGAGGCGACGAACUAUUUAAAUAAGAUUCAGUGUUUCUGUUUUGAGGAGCAGCGGUUUAAACCGCAUGAAUUAGUUGAGAUGCCAGUGUUUUUCUACAUAGACAGGGAUUUUCUUAACGAUCCAAUGGUUAACUGGCUAGAUGAGGUUAUUGUGAACUACACUUUUUUCAAUCUAGAAAAAACAAAGGAUAUCAUUUUCCGUUCAAAUAUGGUGUGA